AUGGCUAUCGGCGCUAGCUAUGCGAUGAAGGCCUCUGAUUGGCUGAUAUGGUCGACACUGCUCACCCUCACCACUGCCCGCUCCAUCUGCGGGAUUCUAGAUCAAAGAACCGCCAUCGUCGGCGACCGCCUCUUCUGGUCCAGCGGCAACUACACCUUCGACGAUGGCACUUCAUGGUCCAACACCUCCUCACUCUACUGGCUACGGCUGAACGACACCAUCAACGUCCACGGGCCCAUCGACAUGUCGCUCGUCGGCAGCGUCGCCCUCCCCAGCGACGCCCUCACCGGCGGCACGAGCCCCAUGUCGGGCGGCGCGGCGGGCACCUUUUUCUACGACCACACGAUGCUGUACGCGUACGCGGGCAUGGUGGGGCCCGAAGCCAACGGCGUCGACAACCAGCUGUGGGCGUUCAACACGACGACGGACGAGUGGAGGCUGGUGCCGGUGGCGGGCGGGCGGGCGCAUCGCGUUUGUUCGAGUCGGACAAUGGCGGCGCGGGGCGAUGAGCCGCAGUGGAGCUUCAUGACGGCGCAGCAGGGCGAGCAAGGGCCGAGCAUCGUCAAGGGCGCCAUGGUUUCGCGCAGGGCUGGGACUGGGCGCGCCUUCGACGACGUCUACGUCCUCAGCCUGCCGUCGUUCCGCUGGAUCCGCAUCAGCGACUUCAACAAUCCAGACAAAGCUCUUCAGCCCAGCCCCGGCCGCAACAGGCACAAGUGCGACAUGUGGCGCGACGCGCAGAUGACCGCCAUGGGCGGGCUCGCUACGCUGGGCCAAUGGACGAGCCAGCAUCUGAACGACGUUUGCAACGAGACGUAUCCGCCCGUCCGCGUGCUGGACACUUCGACUUACACGUGGCGGACGCAGUUUGAGCCGGGGUUGGAGUACUCGGUUCCUGACGCCGUCACUACCGUCAUAGGAGGGAAUUCUACAGGAGGUGCUGUGCUCUCCUCACCCGCGGCGGGCUGGGGUUUCGACGAGCUUUCGAACAUCUUCUUGAAGAGGGUGCAGAGAGAUACAGACGAUGGAACUUCGACGGGCUCCGCUCAAACAAGCGCCACUAACACGGGUGGCUCCAAUGCCUCGAGUGACGACAGCCGUGGCGGACUCUUCGGUGGAGCAGUAGCCGGCAUUGUUAUAGGCUCCAUUGCCGCCUUUGUGGCGAUUGUCGUAACAAUUCUGUGGUGGAGAAGAUGGAGGAGGGCACGCCUCACAAAGAAGCUAGCUGCCGAGCGAGAGGUGGUGGAUGGAGGAUGGCAAAAGCCGGAGCUCGAAGCACGAGAACAGCGGCGGCAGGAGCUGGACAUGCGGACUCAGGUGCAUGAAACGCACGGAGAUGCAGUUGCCAUACGGCCAGUGGAGCUUCCUGUACAUACAAGACCUUCAGAGAUGCCGGGCUAG
Lasiodiplodia theobromae is the source of this 1401-nucleotide messenger RNA. RefSeq names its product Kelch repeat protein. The coding region runs from base 1 to 1401 and encodes 466 amino acids. The record is from RefSeq and is a predicted model, not a curated record. Lineage: Eukaryota; Fungi; Ascomycota; Dothideomycetes; Botryosphaeriales; Botryosphaeriaceae. The transcript has 5 exons. Gene Ontology annotation, molecular function: protein binding.